Molecule: messenger RNA, 3297 nt
Organism: Dromiciops gliroides (monito del monte)
Lineage: Eukaryota; Metazoa; Chordata; Mammalia; Microbiotheria; Microbiotheriidae
Gene: PALD1
Product: phosphatase domain containing paladin 1
Exons: 20
Coding region: 543-3170 (875 amino acids)
Source: RefSeq, a predicted model, not a curated record
CCGCCAGUCUGCCCUCCUGCCUCUGCCUGCGCGCAGCCCGCGCUCCGUGGAGGAGCCGCCGAUCGGCUCGGGCGGCCCCUGCUAGCUCCGGCCGAGCCCAGAGUCCAGGCGCCGGGAGGGCUGCGGGGAGCCGAGCCCACAGCCGGGGAACAGCCCCGGGGCGGCGUGCGCUCGCUCGGCCGUGCGCUCCGCGCCGCUCGGCUCCUCUGCGCUCCGCGGGCUCCCUCGCUCGCCCCCAGCACGCGGGGCAGCCCCGGCCCGCCAGCCGCCGCCCCAUGGAGGGCCCCGGGAAGUGGGCAGUGGCCGGUAGCGUGAGGGGGCCCCCGGGGCCGAGCGGCCGCUGUUAACUCCGGGCGGGGAAGCCCGCUGGGAGCAAGGUUGCACCUAGCCGUGCGUCCUACUGUCCGUCAGUCCAUCAGUCCAGCCUUCCAGCCGUCGGUCCGUCCCUCCACAGGAGGAGCUGCUUCCAGCGCGGAGCCGAGCCCAUGUGCCCUGGGGCCGCCGAGAGGCAGAUCACAUCUUGAGGCUGCUGUCCCUGGACUAUGGGUACAACGGCUAGCACUGCCCAACAGACGGUGUCAGCGGUCACAGGCCCCUCCUUUGAGGGCCUCCAGGGCUGUGGCGGCAUGGAUGACCACCACUCACUCAGCAUUCACUCCUUCCAGACAGCCGGCCCUCAUAACAGCCGGGCCAAGUCCAUCAUCACCAACAAGGUGGCCCCGGUUGUGAUCACGUACAACUGUAAGGAAGAAUUCCAGAUCCAUGAUGAAGUGCUCAAGGCUCAUUACACAGUGGGCCGGAUCUCUGAGGCCACGCAGGAGCAUUACCUGAUCCAGGGACGCUACUUCAUGGUCCGGGACGUCUCAGGGAAAAUGGACAUCUUGAACACCACGGGGAGCUGCGGGGCCCCCAACUUCCGCCAGGCCAAAGGUGGGCAUGCCGUGUUUGGCAUGGGGCAGCCCAGCCUUGAGGGCUUCAAGAGGGUUCUCCAGAAACUUCAGAGCGAUGGCCAUAAGGAGUGCAUCUUCUUCUGCGUACGUGAGGAGCCCGUCUUGUUUUUGCACAUGGGUGAUGAUUUUGUGUCUUACACGCCUCGGGACAAGCAGAACCUUUGUGAGAAUCUCCGCAGCCCGAGUCCAGGUGUCCGGGUGGAGAACUUGGAGCUGGCCAUUCAGAAAGAGAUUCAUGACUUUGCCCGGCUGAGUGAGAACACGUACCAUGUUUACCACGACAUCGAGCACUUUCGGGAAGAGCCGCACUCGGUGCAGGUCCAGAAUGAGGAAGACGUCCAUGUGACGGAGGAGGUGUACAAGCGCCCCAUCUUUCUGCUGCCAUCCUACAGGUACCAUCGACUGCCCCUACCAGAGGAUGGGGCGCCCCUGGAAGCCCAGUUUGAUGCUUUCAUAGGGUUCCUCCGGGAGAGCCCCAGCCUGCUGCCGCUUCGGGACCCCUUGGGGCCACCCCCAGCCCUUCUCUUCAGCUGCCAGACCGGAAUUGGCAGGACCAACUUGGGUAUGGUCCUGGGCGCCUUAGUGUUGUCUCACUGCAGGAGGACGACCGAGAAUCCAGAGGCAGCACCCCCACAAACUGACUCACAGCCUCCGGAGCACUUAGAGGUGGUACAGAGCUUCAUCCUCAUGGUCCCCAAGGGGAGGCAGAUUGUGGAGGAGGUGGACCACACCUUGGCGGCCUGCUCAGAAUUGUACAACCUGAAGGAUGCCAUCCUUGAAAACCAGAAGAAGUUGGAAGGGCUCAGCCGGGAUCAGGUGCAGGGAAAGGAUGGCCAAGAAUUGCAGCAGCAGCAGCAGCAGCAGCAGCAGCAGCAGCAGACUCUGCAGAGCUUGGAACGCUACUUCUACCUGAUUGCCUUCAACUACUAUCUGCAUGAGCAGUACCCCCUGGCUUUUGCCCUCAGUUUCAGCCGCUGGAUGUGUGGGCACCCGGAGCUGUAUCGGCUGCAGGUGAAGGUGAACCGGAUGGAGCAGGUGGUUUCUGGGGAGCUGUCUGCCAAGGAAGCGUGGGCACUGGUGGCGGACGAGCCCUUCUCCCCUGACGUGCUCAGCACCGCCCGAGAGAUGAACGUGGCCAACUUCCGCAGGGUAGCCAAGAUGCCCAUCUACGGCAUGGCCCAGCCCAACGCCAAGGCCAUGGGAAGCAUCCUGGCUUACCUGACUGACUCCAAGCGGAAGCACCGGCAGGUGAGCUGGAUCAACCUUCGGGAAGAGGCGGUCUUGGAGUGCGACGGGCAGACCUACACGCUGCGGGAGCAGGGAAACCGGAAGGAGCCUGUUCCUGGGCCUGCUGCAUUCUCCCCUGAGCAGCUGGAGAAAUUGGAGUCCCAGCUGAAGUCCAGGGUGCUGACUUCCCCUGAGCGCAUAGAGUCGCACCCAGGUCGGGAAAAGCAGAAGCCAUUCCAGACGUGCCUGACCAUGCAGGACAUUUUCAGCCAGAAGCGGGACCUCUCCUAUCACAGGCUUCCCAUCCCAGACUUCUGUGCCCCGAGGGAGCAGGAUUUUGACCGGCUCCUGGAGGUGAUGAGGGGGGCACUGGCCAAGGACCCCAGCACCAGCUUCGUGUUCAGCUGCCUGAGUGGCCAGGGUCGGACAACGACGGCCAUGGUGGUGGCUGUCCUCACCCUGUGGCACCUCAACGGCUUCCCCGAGAUGGGGGAGGAGGAGAUCGUGAGCGUGCCUGAUGCCAAGUACACCAAGGGAGAGUUUGAAGUGGUAAUGAAGGUCGUCCAGCUGCUGCCAGACGGGCACCGGGUGAAGAAGGAAGUGGACGUGGCUCUGGACAUGGUGAGCGAGACCAUGACGCCGAUGCACUACCACCUGAGGGAGAUCAUCAUCUGCACCUAUCGCCAGGGAAAAACAGCUAAGGAAGAGCUAGAGGCCCGGACACUGCAUCUCAGAAGCCUACAGUACCUGGAGCGAUAUGUCUUCCUGAUCCUUUUCAACGCCUACCUUCACCUAGAGAAGACAGACUCCUGGCACCGGCCCUUCAGUGUCUGGAUGCUGCAGGUGGCCGCCAAAGCCGGUGUCUACGAGAUCCUCAACCAGCUGGGCUUCCCCGAGCUGGAGGCCAUCGAAGACAAGCCCCUGUCGAGGUUACGCUACCGAUGGCAGGAACAGACCCUCAGCCCUGGGCCCUUCCUGGGGGACUUCCUCUAGAAGGGAGCAACCGGCACCAACCAUGCCCUCUGGGCGGUGACUCCGGGCCUGGUGAUGGUCUCCUUCCCUCUUCUCCCUGUUUGAACAGGAGUGGGGGGAUGGGCCCUGGCCUGAAGGAACAGGCCUG